This is a messenger RNA of Kwoniella botswanensis, 459 nucleotides long. RefSeq lists its product as uncharacterized. The coding region runs from base 1 to 459 and encodes 152 amino acids. The transcript has 4 exons. NCBI's taxonomy places the organism in Eukaryota, Fungi, Basidiomycota, Tremellomycetes, Tremellales, Cryptococcaceae. The record is from RefSeq and is a predicted model, not a curated record.
AUGCCCAACCCACCGAAGACCACCGAUGAGAUCGUCUCCCACUUGUUCUCCCGAUCUACUCCUCCACCACUGGAACCCGGUACCAAAGUGUAUGCACCCGAGUUGACAAAGAGCAUAGCUGGACUGAAAGAGCAUAUGUAUGUGAUCGCAGCUCUACAUCUAGCGAAUGACGAUAUACAUCACUGCCAUCUCAUAGCGCAGGACAACGAGGGCGAUCCAACCGCCAACAUGUUGCAUGCGACACUACAUCGGAGGGAGGGUGAUUAUUGGAAUUCGAAAUACUGGUGGUCCAACGUCCGAUCCCACCCCUUGAUCCCUUCCACUUCCGACGCCAAAUCAUUCGUGGACUCGUGUGAAGCCGUCCGAAAGAAUAAAGGUGAUGAUACGGAAUUGAGGCAGAGACAGUGGGACGAGUUGAAGAAGAUUGUGGGAUGGACCAGGGAGAAUUACAAGGCCUAG